Messenger RNA from Syngnathoides biaculeatus (alligator pipefish), 3956 nucleotides. It is a transcript of the gene tbc1d5, whose product is annotated as TBC1 domain family, member 5. The record is from RefSeq and is a predicted model, not a curated record. Gene Ontology annotation, biological process: activation of GTPase activity. Bases 252 to 2888 code for a protein of 878 amino acids. Gene Ontology annotation, molecular function: GTPase activator activity. Lineage: Eukaryota; Metazoa; Chordata; Actinopteri; Syngnathiformes; Syngnathidae. The transcript is spliced from 23 exons.
CUUGUCGCGUAGCCCGACGGCAGCGCGUUAGCGAGCCGCGUGUGGCGGAAGUAACUACGGGCCGUACUCAUAGACGUGCUAACGUCGCACUAGCUUACUAUUUUCUUUCAUCCUCUGCCGUUUUCAGACAACAGUGGCGUGUAUCGGAUGCAUUUGUCGCGUAAGUGUCAUUGCUCUUCCACCCCAUGCGGACCCGUCCUCUGCUUCUGAGUCUUGGCUGAGAGGACCUGCGAGGCUGUGAUUAUUGGGCCAUGCAGCACCCCAACUUCGAGACCCGCCACCCGCUCCAGGCAGACGAGCAGCAGGAAACAGGUUUUGACCCGCUCAACAACAUCAACAAGAACCGCAGCAGAGACUCACUUGACAGCAGCACUCACUCACCGUCAACCUUCCUCUCGUACAGGAAAGAAUGGGACGACUUGUUUCUCACCAGUAAUUACUUGGCCAGGAUCCGGCAGGCAGGCGUCAGUGGCAGACUGAGGAGCAGUCGCUUUCGGAGCAUAUGCUGGAAGUUGUACCUGGAGGCACUUCCAGAGGACAAGAGUGAGUGGAUCAAGAAGACCAAGGAGCUCCGGGGCCAGUAUGAAAAGAUUAAAGAAACACACAUCACCAACCCUCGCAAGGCUGCCGGCCAACAGGAUUUGGUGGUCAACAACCCGCUGUCCCAGGACGAGGGGAGUUUGUGGAACAAGUUUUUCCAGGAUAAAGAGCUGAAGGGGAUGAUCAAACAGGAUGUGUUGAGAACGUUUCCCGAGAUUCGUUACUUCCAGGAUGAGGAUGUGCGGACCAAACUGACAGACAUUCUCUUCUGCUAUGCCAGAGAAAAUGAACAGCUGCUUUAUAAGCAAGGGAUGCACGAAUUGCUGGCUCCCAUCGUCUUUGUGCUUCACUGCGACCAUCAAGCCUUCCAACACGCCAGUGAGACGGCGAGCCCCAGCGAGGAGAUGAAAUGUUUGUUGAAUCCGCUGUACCUUGAGCAUGAUGCCUAUGCACUCUUCUCUCUACUGAUGGAAACGGCAGAGCCGUGGUUCUCCUGCUAUGAGAGAGAAGUGAGGAGGGGUAAAGAAGAGAUGCUUACCAGCAUCCCUUUUGCUCGGCCCCAGGAUGCCGGGCCUUCUGUUGCCAUAGUUACCAAAGUCAACCGCAUCCAAGAUCAGCUGGUGAAGAAGCACGACGUGGAGCUGCACAUGCAUCUCAACCGGCUGGAAAUCGCCCCGCAAAUCUACGGGAUCCGCUGGGUGCGUUUGCUGUUCGGCCGCGAAUUUCCGCUUCAGGAUCUGCUCGUGGUUUGGGACGCUCUAUUUGCUGACAGCAUCACCCUGGAUCUGGUGGAUUAUGUCUUUGUCGCCAUGCUGCUCUACAUCCGAGACGCUUUGAUUGCGAGCAACUUCCAGACUUGCCUCGGCCUCCUGAUGCACUACCCUCCCCUGGGGGACAUCAACUCCCUGCUGCAGAAAGCUCUCUUUCUCCGGGAUCCCAGAAACCAUCCUCGACCCGUCAACUACCAGUUCCAGCAGAGCCUGGAUUACUACAAAACGAGGGGAGCCGACCUGAUGAAUAAAACACGUUCAAGCACGAAAGCACCCCCCCUCAACAUCAACAAAGUGUCCAGCAGUCUGCUGAACUUCGGCAGGAAGCUCAUCGCUCCGGCCAUAUCGGCAGGCGCCAGCGCCGUGUCGCCCGUCAACAGCGAGGCGCACUCGCCGUCGUCCUAUUCGUCCACCUCCCCCACCUCGAGCUCCGGGACCGCCUCGCAGCACCCUCUCGCCGAGCCUCCGACCAGCCAGGCGGCGCCGCCGCAGACCCAGAGCCACGCCCACUUGCAGCACUACCGGAUGCUGAAAUCCGAGAGCAUGCCCGUCUACCUCGGCAAAGAUGCAGUUUCAGGUGGAACUUCUCAGGUCCCAACGCAGACUGACACUCAAGGCCAAAGCUCCAGGAGGCUCAGCUCCUCUCCGAGCAUUGAAAACCUCCCCGCUGGCUCGGGUCGGCCCUCGGCCUCGCCGCCCCCGCCGCUCUCCAGGGGAGGAAGCGAUUUGAGCGCCUCCUCGCCGCCCCUCUCGGCCGCCAAGAAAGAGUCGUUUUUCCACAUCACCCGCUCGCGUUCCCACAGCAAAACCAUGUCCAGGAAGGAGACGGAGGAGGACUUGGAGGCUCAGGUGUCGUUCUUACAGGGACAGAUCAAUGACCUGGAGGCCAUGAGCAAAUAUUGUGCUAAGAUGAUGAACAGCCACAUCUGUAAAAUUCAGGAAGUGAUUUUGCAAGAACACUUGGAAAAAGAGGAUGAGGUGCUUGUUUCACUGGCUGGGCUCAAACAGAUCAAGGACAUCCUCAAGGGGGCGCUGCGCUUCAACCAGAGCCAGUUGGAGGCAGAGGAGAACGAGGAGAUCAAGAUUGCGGACAACCACUACACCUCGGCGGCGGAACCCGCCCUCGGCGGUCCCGGGGCCCACCGCGGCAUUCAGCCGGCGCGAGGGGGCGGCGGCGGCAGGCGAAGGCGAGGCCCGGAUGGAGACGGGAGCAAGAUGGCGGACGACAAGCAGCAGCAGCAGCAGCAGGAGGAGGAGGAGCAGCAGACCGUGACGUUGCACGAGGUGCAGUCUCCCACGGGCUCGGAAGCUAAGAACUGGGACGACUACAUCCUCGUGUCCCAGGAAGGGGACCUGCCGGGCGCGGGGGCAGGCGCGGACGGAGGCAGGGCCGGACCGGAGCCCGCCCCUCCCAUCAGGCGAGGCCGCGGCUUGGUCCGCAUGGAGCCCGAAGGAGCCGCCGGGACCUUCGACGACCCCCUGACGGGAGCCGGCGCCUCGGGCUCCUCCAGCCCCGACGAAGGCUCCACCAACAGCAAGGACUCUGACUUCACCAUCGUCAACCCCAGCGAUUUUUGAACAAGUAAACCACUCCCCAGGGGAUUUUUUUUUUUUUUUUUUUUUUGACAAGCUGCUAUCCUUUUAAAAGCUGUGCAUGUGGACUGCGACCACAGAGAGGCAGCCUUUCCCGUAUUCUCUAAAGUACUGGCCAAGUCCACGUAGAAUACAGAUAGUACAUAGUUUACGAUUCCGUGGCCACGCUUGUAACUCGAAUCACCCUUAUCUCAAAUCGCUCUGCAUCCAAAUGAAUGGAAAUGGCAUUAAUCUGUUCCAGUCCCCGAAGAACAGUUAUCGGGCCAAUGCCGGUGUUAAAUCAAGGUAUCGGGUACUUGUAAGCCACAAAUGCUUCAGGCAAAACAAAACAAAACAAAACUAAUAAUAAUCUAACGUUAAAUUGUCCUUGCCAGUGGUUGCCGCUACAUUGAAGAACUUUCGUGUGUCACAAUGAAAGAAAGUUGUUUGAAUUCCUUUGUCAUGCUUUAUAGACUUUUUGGGGACCUCCUGUUAAUUAGAAAAAAAAAAAAGAAAAUUGGCACAAUACCACAAAACAAACCAGAAAAUGCAAGCACAAAGCAACCCCUGAUUCCGAGUUAAAUUAUUUUCUCACACCUCAAAUUCAGCUGUAGCCGAACAAUGACUGUAAGUAGCUAAGGUGCAAUUUACUGUAUAUAACCGCGCCCUCUGCUCUCGAGUACCGAUAAGCCCGAUUGUCAGCGUCUUGUCGGUUGCCGUGCGGGUUGUUUUAUGUCCGUGUGUCCCGCAGAGGACAUUUACGCCUCCGUUAGGAACGAGGGAUGACGUCCUCCUCGGCAAGGACGUCACACUCCUCAAUCCGCAAACCAGUGCCUCUUAGAACCAAACAAAAUCCCACUGCGAUUUUAUUCCGUUGUUUUUUUUUUUCUUUUCUUUCAUCCUCAAAACCAUCAGUUUCCAGUGGGUUUAUUAUAAUUAUGUAAUGUCUUGUUUUUUUUGCUUUCCUUUACUGCUUUCAACGUGAACUUUUAAAAGGAAGCAUGUACACGUGAAUAAACUUCGUGUUUUCCAAAGGACACCCCAACAGUACACACACAAGCAACUGCACACUCA